UGGAUGUGAGAGAGAGAGAGAGAGAGAGAGAGAGAGAGAGCUUAGCGGGUGAAGAGUAGUAGACUGGUGGUAAUAUGGAGUCGGAAGAGCAGAGCAAGCAGUUGGAGACGGGGAGAGCAGAGAGAUCGGUGUGGCUGAUGAAGUGCCCGUUGGUAGUGUCGAAGUCAUGGCAGGCCCAUUCUUCCGACUCUCACCCCGUCGCCAAGGUCGUCCUCUCCGUGGAUCCUCUUCAUUCUGACGAUCCCUCUUCCCUCCAGUUCACGAUGGAAUUGGCUGGCACUGAGUCUGCAAAUAUGCCCAAGAACUAUUCCUUGAAUAUGUUUAAAGACUUUGUCCCAAUGAGUAUUUUCUCUGAGACAAAUCAAGGAAGGGUUGCGGUUGAAGGAAAAGUGGAACAUAAAUUUGACAUGAAGCCCCAUGAUGACAAUAUUGAAGAGUAUGGAAAAUUGUGUCGUGAAAGGACAAACAAAUCCAUGAUUAAAACUAGACAAAUACAGGUGAUUGACAAUGACCGUGGAGUACUUAUGAGGCCAAUGCCUGGAAUGGUUGGGCUGCCCAAUUCUAAGGAUAAGAAGAAAGCAACACCUGUUAAAGGAUCAGAAAUGAAAAGAACAAGACGAGAUCGUGGGGAACUGGAAGACAUUAUGUUCAAGCUCUUUGAGAGGCAACCAAACUGGGCAUUAAAGCAGCUGGUCCAAGAGACUGACCAGCCUGCGCAAUUUUUGAAAGAGAUAUUGAAUGAGCUGUGUGUGUACAAUAAGAGGGGAACAAAUCAAGGAACUUAUGAGCUAAAGCCGGAAUAUAAAAAAUCCGCUGCGGAUAUUGAUGCUGAAUGAAGUAUUUUAGGGGUAAACUCAACUGAUUAUGAAUGCUAGCAUGACAUACUGUUUCAAGGAAGGAGAGCUUCACCUUAGGGGUGACUACAUACUCUGAGAUCUGUGAAGUAAUAAUGACCCUUGAGGUGAAGGAAGAAUCUAGAAUUAAAACAGGCCAUCAGGGAAUAAGAGGGGCAUACAGAAUGAAUCUUAUUUUUCUGGAGUAUAGCCCAUCUGAUGCUCUGUCUUGGCUGCCCACAUCACCCCCAACGUAAAUUUUAAGUGCAUGAUGGCCAGUGAAGGGUUAGUAAAGCUGAGUCCCGCCCAGUUUAUCAGAUGUCUUGAACUGGUUCCCCUUUGUUAUGAACAAGGAGGAUCUAAUGGACUCUUAGUUUU
Messenger RNA from Telopea speciosissima, 1211 nucleotides. Its product is annotated as transcription initiation factor IIF subunit beta-like. Gene Ontology annotation, cellular component: transcription factor TFIIF complex. The record is from RefSeq and is a predicted model, not a curated record. Lineage: Eukaryota; Viridiplantae; Streptophyta; Magnoliopsida; Proteales; Proteaceae. The transcript is spliced from 7 exons. Gene Ontology annotation, biological process: transcription by RNA polymerase II; transcription initiation at RNA polymerase II promoter. The coding region runs from base 75 to 836 and encodes 253 amino acids.